AUGCCACAGGACCUCCCAGACUCCCUCAGCGCCGCCGACGCGGACGCCGACAGACAUUGUGGCCCACGCUGGCGGGACGAUGACGCGGACACCGCUGCAGCCGUCGAAUUCAACAGCGAAGAUGACGUGGCAGUUGCGGAUUUGCCGCCGCGACGAGACACGGCAUCCGCGGAACCCGCGCUGCCGCGUUGCGACAUCAUGCGGCUGCCGCCUGCGCUGCUCGCCCGCGUUAUGCGGCGACUCGACUUCCGCGAUCGCAUCGCGGCUAGCAUGACCUGCUCCACGUGGCGCCUUCUCGCAUCUGCUGCUCCCCCAAACGAUUCGUUCUUAGAACCUGAACCGGAGAUCAACUACGUUCCAGGAGGAAUUUCCGGCGGACCUUCCGGCGGUUUGAGCCGCAGAAACAGCAUAGCAGCUGGAGGCGGCUUGUUUAGAACCAGUAGCGUUGCCUCCGCCGCCGCCGCCGGAUCUGGCGGUGGGCUAGCUCGAACAAGCAGCGUCGCCGCAGUAGCAGCGCGAGGCGUUCCAGCCUUCGUUAGAAGCACGAGCUUCUCUAGUAGAUCUGAUUCGACUAGUAUCAGCGAUUCGUCAGGAAGCGCCGCCGCUGGCACGAACGCCGUUCCGCCCUUGCCCGAAUCUUGGACGGAUCUGCCUCCGGACGAGCAAGAAAUGGCGACGUCCGCAGCCGCCGCCACAGAUGACGGCGAUAUAUCCUGGUGGCGAUCCGUAGACGGGCAAUCGUGGACAAAUCAGCGAGUAGUUGUCGUCACGCUACCGGCCGGGGCAGCUUCCGCGAAGGCGAGUCCUGCGCCGCCGCUUCCGCCGGCUUUUGCGGCGGGGUUGGCGCCUCGGCUAGCGGCGAGCGAAGCGCGACUUAGCGGUCUUCACGCGAGCAGGAGCCUUGACGAUUUAGAUCCGCGUGCCGCCGCCGUAAAAUCAGCCGUUGCUUCCGCGUUUGCGCCUUCCGCCCAUUCCGCGCACGCUUCCGCAUCCCCUGCCUUCUCCGCCUUUCCCCAUUCCCGCUCGCCUUCCGCCUCCCCCGUUGCCUUCCGCCGCCAGCCUGGCGACGAUUUCCUGCGGAAGGCGGCGGAGCUUGCGGGUCCCGCGGCUCGCCACGUGGCCGCCUCCGCGUGCUCAUUCGUGGGCGUCGCGAGCAUCGCCGUAUCUUGCGGGGCCGCGCUUCGAUCCCUGCAACUAUCCCGCUUUAUCGGCGACGUUAACGCCGCGCUCCUUGCGAUCGCCGGCAAGGUGGGGCACGCGCAGGCGGAGGUGCUUAUAAGGGGGAUGAAGCAGCGGCUGUUGCGGCUAGAGGUGGCGAUGGGCGGAGGAUGGCGGGACGGGGGGAGUACUGUAGCCAUGUCCGCGCUCUUCUCCUCUGUUGCUGCCUGCUGUCCCAGCAUCGAGAGGCUGCUAGUGCGCACCACGCUCAAGGUGUCCGACGGGGCUCUCGCCUCUCUGCUCGCCUCCUGCCCACGAUUGACGCACCUGCACUUCGCGGGCGAGCGACUCACAUCCAAAGGCUACUCCGCCUGGUCGCGCCUGCUCUCCCUCUCCAUCCCCUCAGCUUACUUCUCUGAUGGAGCCAUUGACGCUCUCCGUGCUCUCGCACCCGCCUCCUCCCCACCCUCCUCUCCAUCCCCUCCAACCUCCUCCCCUUCCCUUCCACCCUCCUCUCCUUCCCGUCCUCCCUCCUCUCCUUCCCGUCCACCCUCCUCUCCAAUUCCUCCCCCUUCUCCCUCGCAACACCCCCCUCCGCCUCUCCCACCCCCUCCGCUCUGGUCCCUCCACUCUCUCACAAUGGACAACUGCCGCCGCGCCGAGUGCUGUGGGGCAAUCAUGCCCGGGAUUGACCUCUCUGGAUGUCUCCUUCUGCCCGGCUAUCACAUCGUGGGGCAUCUCAUCCCUCGUGCGAGCAUGCAUGCACCUCGAGUCCCUGACCUGCCAAGUCACAGGGGGAUCAACCUCCUCUUCCUCCACGCUCUCUGCCGGCUCUCCCCCUGUGCCUAUGGACAUUCAAGCCCUUGCCACUCUCGUUGCCUGCUGCCCUAA
Molecule: messenger RNA, 2049 nt
Organism: Closterium sp. Yama58-4
Lineage: Eukaryota; Viridiplantae; Streptophyta; Zygnematophyceae; Desmidiales; Closteriaceae
Source: the annotation of a GenBank genome assembly